Messenger RNA from Nicotiana tabacum (common tobacco), 1415 nucleotides. Lineage: Eukaryota; Viridiplantae; Streptophyta; Magnoliopsida; Solanales; Solanaceae. The record is from RefSeq and is a predicted model, not a curated record.
ACUUCUAACCCGAUUUACUUCCUCUCUUCUCUUCCUUUUGCCUCUUCUUAUAACUUUCGACGCUUCUACGACGACGCCGUGAAUUGGUCACCGGAGGGCACCGCCGUCGCUCGCCGCCAAUUACGCCGGUAUAAAAGAGUACUCCACUUCUUCCGGUUUAGAACGCUCAUUUUGCUUCCAGAUGCUGUUUCAUAUUGCAUUCACUCAAUGAAGUGCUGAGAAUAAUCAAGUGAGGUUUUUCUCUCUUGAUGACUUCCCCUGAACGACUUAGGAGUUAUCUGAAACAGGACGAUCGAGACUUAAAAUUUGAUGAUGACUGGGAAAGGGAUGAUAAGAGAAAAUACAGGUCAAGUAAGUCAAGGUCUGGGAACAGCGAAGAAGCUGAAGGUUUAGAUAGUAAUGGAAGAAGGAGAAGUACUGUGGACAGAAAUGAGAGUCGGAAAAGAUCAGGUGGAUCAAGCAAAGCUGAUGUUGAUGAGGAUGACUAUGAGGCCGAAAAGGACUCCCGUUCUAAGUUGAUGAAGAAGAAACAGGGGGAGAAUACAUUGGAGACGUUGAGCAAUUGGUAUCAGGAUGGAGAACUUGGGGGCAAGUAUGAAAAUGGAGACAAAACAGGGGGUAGAGGAGAAAUCCUAUCUAAUGAGAGUGUCAGAAGGAAAUCAACUUCAAGGUUUUCUGAUGGUGAUGGUACCCAGACAAGAAAUAAAGGUAAAAAUGAAAAGCUACAUGGUGGGGACUCUGAAAAUGCGCUGGAAAGGGAUUCUAGACGUUUGGAAAGAAAGGAAAGCGCCAGAGAAAAGGGUCAUAUGCUGUUGGAAAGCCUUAAAGAUCCAAUUGGAGACAAAAAUGAUAAAUACCCAGACAGUGACGAGAGAAAGAUUGACUGCGAUAGGAGUAAGAGAGGCAGAUUGUAUGCUACAGAGGAAGACAAUGGAGGAAAUGUUCCUAUACGGGAAGAUAAAUUGGGUGUGGAGAGAUGUGAGGAGCUUAGACAACUAAAAAGUGCCACAAGUCACGACGUGGCUGACAGCCUUGAAAGGUCUGUGGUAGCAGGUGAUGAUGUCGGCUUAGGGGUGAAAGAGAGAAAUAGGAGAGAGAUAGACUACUCCGAUAGGUCCAGGACACCUGAGAGGAGUGGAAGGCGUCAUUACGACUCAGAAAGCGUUGAGAUGGAAUAUGAAAAAAGAGAUACUUUCAGAAGGAAAGAACAAGAAAAAAAUGGUGUAAGAGAUGAUAAAUCAAAAGGAAGGGAUGAUGGCUGGAGUGAUAGAAACAGAGUUCGGGAUGGUUCUAAAGAUGGGUGGAAAAGAAGGCAAGGGAACUUUGUUGACAAGGAAAUAAAAGAAGAUGAUACACCUUAUGAACAUGGCAGAGAGUGGGAAAUGCCCAGACGUGGUUGGAUUGACAAUGAAAGG